Daktulosphaira vitifoliae (grape phylloxera) is the source of this 966-nucleotide messenger RNA. Its product is annotated as phosphatidylethanolamine-binding protein homolog F40A3.3-like. Bases 168 to 800 code for a protein of 210 amino acids. The transcript has 6 exons. NCBI's taxonomy places the organism in Eukaryota, Metazoa, Arthropoda, Insecta, Hemiptera, Phylloxeridae. The record is from RefSeq and is a predicted model, not a curated record.
AAUUCAACAGAUUAGUAAUGCAUAGAAGUAAUCAUUUAUGUAAUCUUUAUUGAAAAAAAAAACUAUUAUCGGCUUCAAGUGUUAUUUAGAAUUACUCAAUCAUAUUAUUCGUUAUCUAAUAUAGUGCAAUUUUUCUUCAAUUUCCGCACUUGUUAUUGACUGUGUUCAUGGCAUUAUUAGUCACUUGUACACGAUUAUUUUCUCAAGUUUUUACACAACUAUCUGCUCGUUUCAGUACUUCUGUUAAUUAUCAAAAGAUCAUGGAACAACAUGAAAUUGUGCCAGAUGUCAUUCCUGAAGCCCCUAAAGGAAAAAUACAAGUAUCAUAUCCUAGUGGUGUCAAUGUAGAUUAUGGAAACGAACUUACGCCAACACAAGUAAAAGAUGAACCAACAGUUAAAUGGGAUGUUGAAGAUAACACUCUUUACACUUUAUGCAUGACAGAUCCUGAUGCUCCUAGUCGAAAGGAACAUACUUAUAGAGAAUGGCACCAUUGGCUUGUUGGAAAUAUACCAGGUACUGAAAUAAGCAAAGGUGAAACUCUUUCAGAAUAUGUUGGUUCAGGACCACCACCAAAUACUGGACUUCAUCGUUAUGUAUUUUUGGUAUACAAACAACCAUCUAAAUUAACAUUUGAUGAACCACGUUUAACUAACAAAUCAGCUCUUAAUCGUGAAAAAUUUUCUAUUCAUAAAUUUGCUAAGAAAUACACCCUUGGAUCACCAAUUGCUGGCAAUUUUUAUCAGGCACAAUUUGAUGAUUAUGUACCAUUGCUUUAUAAACAAUUGGGUGCAGCUUAAUCUGCUAAUAAUGAUUAUCAGUUUUAACCUGGAAAUGUUAAAUCAAUAAUAUAUUAAAUAUGUUCAAAUAUAUAUAUAUAUAUAUACAUAUGUCCUCAUUUCAAUUUAUUAAAUUAUUUAUGUACUUUCUAUAAAAAGUUUUAAUAAAUGAAUUUUUCGACUUAAA